AUGUGCGGCCAAAAAAAACCGGGGGAGGGCCAGCUCCAGAGGACUUCACUCCUGAAGUCUGAGGAGCUGGCCCUCUCCUUAGACAGGGGUCGCCCAGCCACUGAGGGCAUCAAGGGUGGCAUGACUUCUGACCCUGGUGGAGGUAGCAGCUUGCAGAGCUCCUGCUUUGUACAGGGUAUGUUUCAGUGAGGCAAAGGCAAACCACUGAGUUGUUUGUGAAAAGGUGACUGCUAAUGUUCUAAUGUUUCUCCCCAGUGGACAGUGACACACUGACUGUCACGCUGCUACCUCCACCCAAGCAAACAUUGCCCAGUACAGAGGUAACUGCAAAUUCAACCAGACCAUUCGGCGGUCAUUGAUGAUGAGACUCUCUCAGCCUGCUCAGAGAGAUCAUGGCGGUGGUUCUCACAGUGGUGGGGAGAUUGUGGCAGUUAUUUAUCAAUGGCAAAUUCCACAGGUGAUGGGGUCUGCUGCUGGGAAUGAUAAGUGUGCUCACAUGCUCUCUCAUCCUGUUACUCAAUUUCAAUUGUUCUUCUUUCACAGGAAGAGGCAAACCCAGCUGCCCCUGAGCCAGUGGCCUCCACCUCCAGACCAGCCAAGACAAGGGAAUCACAAAAUGUAAUCCAUUUUCACAUUAACCAAAGUUUUAUAGGCAAAUGCUUGGACAUUGAAGCAACUGCAUGUGUUUGAUUUCAGCCCGGGGCUGACACAGUGAGGGCGCUAUACAAAAGACAGCUGGAAGAGGACAUUGAGUGCAAAGCACUCCAAAAGAAAGUGUAA
Xyrichtys novacula (pearly razorfish) is the source of this 780-nucleotide messenger RNA. The record is from the annotation of a GenBank genome assembly. NCBI's taxonomy places the organism in Eukaryota, Metazoa, Chordata, Actinopteri, Labriformes, Labridae.